CCUCCAGCCUCCCCUAAAAUGUCCAUUGCCCCACACUCCAAUGCAUGGUCAUAGACUGUGCACCCCAUGGGACCAUCUGUCUGCCCCAUGAUGUUGAGAAAUGGGGGGGUGACCCCUCACCCCAAAAUUCUAUCGGCACCGCUGAGCCCUUUGCCUCGCAGCUUGCCCGGGAGUAUGGAAUGGACUUCUAUGAGACCAGUGCCUGCAGCAACCUGAACAUAAAGGAGUCCUUCACCCGACUGACGGAGCUGGUGCUGCAGGCACACCGCAAGGAGCUGGAGGGGUUGCGCACUGCCACGGCCCCCCCUGAGCUGACCCAGCUGGAGGAGGAUGAGCAGCAGACCCCAGGGGGGCAUGACAACCCCAAAAACUGCUGGUGUUGAAGCCUGGCCUCUCCCAGUCCUGCUACAGAGGGGGCAUGGUGGGAGGACAGAAGGAACGGGGACUUACCCCACUCCACCGCAGCCCCUUGGUGUUUGGGGGGGUCCCAGGCACUACUGGCACACCCUGCAACCCUGUUUUGCACACUGUUUCCACAAUAAAGGAGAUACUGAAGCCCCUUCACCGGGAACGGUGUCACCUGGCGGUGCCACCGUGGCAUCCCCGGCACUGCAGCAA
This is a messenger RNA of Meleagris gallopavo (turkey), 618 nucleotides long. The record is from RefSeq and is a predicted model, not a curated record. NCBI's taxonomy places the organism in Eukaryota, Metazoa, Chordata, Aves, Galliformes, Phasianidae.